AUGGCUAGACAAACUAAGUGUCAUUUUGUUUCGUUCCAGGUACAGAAAAUAGUUUCAACAUCAGCUUCGAGCAGACCACGGCCAAAUUCAAGCGGAACCUCCAAGGCGAAGCGAACCAGAACCGCGUAUACCGCACACCAGCUUACACAAUUGGAGAAACAAUUCCACACUGAGAAGUAUUUGUGCCGACGCCGACGCAUCCUAAUGGCACAGGAAUUAAGUCUCACGGAACGCCAAAUCAAAAUCUGGUUCCAAAACCGGAGGAUGAAGUAUAAAAGGGAAGAGAAACAAAGAGUGUCAUCUCCUACUCUGAAAUUCGCUUCAUCCGCUGCUAGUCCAACUACCACACCAGGAAUCCAAUCGAUAAGACCUAAACACCAUUUGGUGACAAUGAGGCAGGCUGGUCAUGAACGUGCAUGUCACCGAUGCUACCGAGAAACCAGAGGGAAGAUAACGUUUGGUGUAACCAGUAUAGUUCGUAUCAACGUCUCCAACUAG
Acanthoscelides obtectus is the source of this 498-nucleotide messenger RNA. NCBI's taxonomy places the organism in Eukaryota, Metazoa, Arthropoda, Insecta, Coleoptera, Chrysomelidae. The record is from the annotation of a GenBank genome assembly.